Onychostoma macrolepis is the source of this 3832-nucleotide messenger RNA. RefSeq names its product fascin actin-bundling protein 2b, retinal (gene fscn2b). The transcript is spliced from 4 exons. Gene Ontology annotation, cellular component: actin cytoskeleton; cytoplasm. Lineage: Eukaryota; Metazoa; Chordata; Actinopteri; Cypriniformes; Cyprinidae. The record is from RefSeq and is a predicted model, not a curated record. Gene Ontology annotation, molecular function: actin filament binding; protein-macromolecule adaptor activity. Gene Ontology annotation, biological process: cell migration; establishment or maintenance of cell polarity; actin filament bundle assembly. Bases 1528 to 3111 code for a protein of 527 amino acids.
CAUACACAGUCAGUCCCCGACAGAUGGAAGGUUCUGUGUCCAAGACGCGCCCAAGGAGAGGAGGAGGGGUUUGGGGCUGCUGUGGAUUAGAUUGGUCUAAUAAAAGAGUUGGAUCAUUGAAAGGCAGAUUAGGGGCCUGUGGAGGAGACUGUUUUUCGAACAAACAUGCUUGGGAUUUGAAAUGGAUCGACAAUAUGUGUAGCAUUAUGCAAACAUGAGGCUACACGGCCAGUGAAAUGCUAAGCAAACAACUUAUGUGACUGGAAAUGAGCUAGAGAGAUGUGUUCAGUCACAGUAAAUUGGUCUUCAAUGGCUACAUGUCAGGCAUCUUUGAAUAAGCAUCUGUUUGUUACCUCCAAGUACACUCUCACACCCAUGCACACAUCGCCGUAAUAAAGAUGACCCACCGAGCUCGGAAUCAGAGAAGUCGUGUAACUGUAUCCUGAGUGUACACUGGAAAGCCGAUCCCCCUCUCAGGCCACUACCACGGGUGCUGGGGGAGGGCUCUGGUUACCCAGCUUUGUGUCAAAGCGCCAUCAGCAAAGAGUUAGAAACUGGGGAGGAGGACAAAAGCAGGAGCACUAUAGAACGGGUGGAUUACUGGGCCUCCAUAAAGGGUCUCUAGUGUAAGAAUACGUCCAAUAUAGCGAGACAGGAGAAAGGACGUAGAAAAAGAAAGAUAAGAGGAUAGGACAACAGGUGAAAGGGAGGUAGAAAAGGUGUUGAAGUAUACCUGAAAAGCUGCACUGUACUUCAGGUGGCGUUUGUUGACCUGGCACAAGCUGGCCUGGCAAAUAGUGGGCACCUUGCACAGUGAAAUGCUGCAAUUUCUCGAAGUCUCGGAGGAGAACGAUUUGUCUGUUUAAGGGACGCACAAGUUCUGAGGAUGUGACUCAAGUAAAGUGACUUAGAAGAGGACAAGGAGGUGACAAACUAAUGAGAUGUAAACCCGAUGGAUUGAGACAAGUAAAGCAUCGAGAAGUAGAAGUAAAACAGUGCGACUCAGUCUGGAGCAUCUCUUUAAGAGAUCAGCAGUCCCAAAGGCAGCCACUGGAGAGGACAGAAAAACGCAGGUAAAUUGAGAAGGAAAGGGAAUGAGACGGGGAAGAGAGUGAAAGAGGCACAGAGGAAAAGGAACCGUUGGGAUCAGGGUGACGUCAGCGGCUCUCUGGAUUGAAGUGUUGAGUCCUCCUGAUUAUAAUCUGAUCUGAUUAGGAAACACAGGGGAAAAAAUCUCCAGAGCCUCUGCAAGCUCUCCGGGGAGCAAGACGCCGUUUUUAUUGAGCGGAGAGGCCAAGGACCAAGAACAAAACCAAAAGAGGAAUUUAGGAGCAGUCUACUAAAGAAAGUUAAGGCCUGUAUCUGAAAAGAGUUCGCUACACUAAGUGGACUUCACUUUACUCUUCUCCAAUAGGAAGCAAAUUAAUCAGGACAAGUAGGGGAGCUAACAUUGUAAGUCUGCAGGCUCUUCAGCUUCUUCUCUGGACUUUCAAUACUCUCUGGCUUCCAUCUGGGUUAUAAGCCAGGAUGCCCUCCAAUGGCAGUAAAGCCCUCAAGCUACAAUUCGGGCUUAUUAAUUAUGAGAAUCGCUAUCUAACAGCGGAGGCCUUUGGCUUCAAGGUGAACGCUUCAGCUCCGAGUCUAAAGAAGAAGCAGAUCUGGACUCUGGAGCAGGAUGAGCAGGACGGUCAGGUGGUCUACCUGCGCAGUCACCUGGGGCGCUACCUGGCUUCCGACAAAGAUGGCAAGGUAAGCUGUGAAGCUGAAACCAAAGAGAACGACUGCCGCUUUCUGAUUGUAGCACAGUCAGACGGGCGCUGGGCCCUGCAGUCCGAGCCAUAUCUGCGCUUCUUCGGAGGUUCAGAGGACUAUUUAUCCUGCUUUGCUCAGACCAUUGGCGAGGCAGAACUAUGGGCCAUGCACCUGGCCCUGCACCCACAGGCCAAUCUACUCAGUGUGUCCCGCAAACGCUACGCCCAUCUAGCAUCUCCAGAGGGAGAGAUUGCUGUGGACAGUAACAUCCCUUGGGGUGUGGAUGCUCUUCUAACUCUUGUGUACAUGGAUGGCAAAUAUUGUCUUAAGACCAGUGACAGCCGCUUUCUGAGCAAUGAUGGGAAACUAUCCUCUGAAAAUGGCCGUGGGACAGGCUACACUUUGGAACUGAAAUCAGGCAAGUUGGCCUUCAAGGACUGUGAGGGGAAGUACUUGACCCCCAUGGGGCCCACUGGAACUCUGCGCUCUGGACGCUGCUCCAAACCCGGCAAAGACGAGCUGUUUGAUCUUGAGGAAAGCCAUCCGCAAGUGGUGUUUCAGGCUGCCAAUAACAGAUUUGUUUCCAUCCGACAAGGAGUGAGUGUCUCAGCCAAUCAGGAUGAUGAGACAGACAUGGAGACAUUUCAAAUGGAAAUUGAUAAAGACACAAGAAAGUGCAAAUUCAGAACUAAUGAAGGGAAUUACUGGACGCUUGUCACUCAUGGAGGCAUCCAGUCAACAGCCACAGAAGUCGGUGCCAACACCAUGUUUGACAUAGUGUGGCUCGGUCGACGGGUGGCACUGCGAGCCAGCAAUGGAAAAUACGUAUGCACCAAGAAAAAUGGCCAGCUUGCUGCUGUCAGUGACUCUGUGGGUGAGUUCAUACUGAUACUACCCACAAACAAAAUCAAAACAUCUAAAUCAAAUCUAAUGUUAUUUGAGAAAUGUACAAGAAUACAGUAUGUCGCCCUGUUUUUUCCUUCAGGUGAGGACGAGCAGUUGAUUUUGAAGCUGAUCAAUAGGCCCAUUCUGAUCCUGAGGGGAGAGAAUGGUUAUGUUUGCCACCACAAGAACUCUAAUACGCUGGAUGCCAAUCGUUCAGUUUAUGACAUAUUUACACUGCAGUUCAAUGACGGCACAUACCACAUUAAAGGUGCUGGUGGAAAAUUCUGGUACGUGUCCAACAGUGGCUUGGUGUGCACUGAUGGAGACACACCUGAAGAUUUCUGCUUUGAGUUCUUAGAGCAUGGACGGAUAGCUAUAAGGGGCAAAAAUGGCAAAUAUCUGCGUGGAGACCAAGGAGGCAAUCUCAAAGGCGAUGGAGAGAAUGCAGACAGCUCGUCCCUCUGGGAAUACUGACACCAUGUGGACAUUUAAGGAACUGUCACUCACCUGUGUUAAACUCUUGGAUUUACAGAUGUGAGAAAACAAAUUGGUACAAUUAAGGUUUAAUAUUUGGACAGCUGUUUUCCCAUCAGUCAGCAUUUUAUGUAGAGUCAGUAUUCAGCAUUACGCAUGUAUUAUUUACCAUUUCUGGUUUAUAGUCCUAUACAAAAUGAGCCUGUAUAAACAGAAUACAAACAUGACAAGAACCUUUAUCAUACCAGCUCACUUUUGAGGUAAUGAUCUAACAUAAAACUUGCAAAGCAUGCUAUUACUGUGUGAAUCACUUUUAACAUCUCUGUUCAUUUUCAAAUUGACAAAUUAUAAUUUAUUACUGUUGUUUUUGUUUAUUACUUCUUUUUUUUUACUUUAAUGACCCAUUAUUGUCUUGUCUUUCAUGCUAUUAUUUAUUAUCAUGUCAAUGUUUGUCAGUUCCAGUGAAGCUUGUUUUAUUCUCUGGGGUUACAGACUGCUGUGUUUGUAAUACAUGGACAAACGUGGCAUUUAAAUAUAUUUAGGCCUGGUAAAUUAACUCUUCUUGUUGUGUCUUUAAGCUAACUAGCAACUGACAGGGAAGCCAAGCAACCAAGAAUAGAACAGGAUACACACUAAUUACUCUGUCUCACCAAAAUGAAAGGUACCAGGAUUAAAUUAAUUUUAUUCCCUAUUGUGAUUUAUUUGCUUUCACUUUCUUAAG